Durio zibethinus is the source of this 1793-nucleotide messenger RNA. RefSeq names its product protein NRT1/ PTR FAMILY 3.1-like. Gene Ontology annotation, molecular function: transmembrane transporter activity. Gene Ontology annotation, biological process: oligopeptide transport; transmembrane transport. The record is from RefSeq and is a predicted model, not a curated record. Gene Ontology annotation, cellular component: membrane. NCBI's taxonomy places the organism in Eukaryota, Viridiplantae, Streptophyta, Magnoliopsida, Malvales, Malvaceae.
GGUGGGAUUAAGACAAUGCCCUUCAUCUUAGCAAAUGAUAUGUGCGAGAGGUUUGCAAUGCUGGGUUUCAGCAAAAACAUGGUUAACUACUUGACAAUUCAGCUUCAUAUGCCAUUAACAAAGGCUGCCAAUACAGUCACCAACUUCAGUGGAACUUCUAGCUUGACGCCAUUGCUGGGAGCCUUUGUCGCUGAUUCAUAUGUUGGAAGAUUUUGGACUAUCACUUUUGCAUCAACCAUAUACCUUCUAGGAAUGAUAAGCCUAACGCUAUCAGCCACGUUGCCACAUUUGAGGCCACCCAAGUGUGAAGGGAACCAAGUCUGCGUAGAAGCCAAUGGUAUUCAAUUGGCAGUUCUCUACCUAUCUCUUCUAUUGGCAGCUUUGGGAUCCGGAGGAAUCCGGCCAUGUGUGGUGGCAUUUGGGGCGGAUCAAUUUAUUGAGGAGGAUCCUAAGCAACCUAAAAAGACAUGGGUCUACUUUAACUGGUAUUACUUUGCUUUAGGAGUAGCAAUUUUAUCUGCAUCAACAGUGCUUGUCUAUAUUCAAGACAACGUUGGAUGGGGCUGGGGCCUUGGAAUUCCUACCAUUGCCAUGGCUUUGUCUAUAAUCGUGUUUUUAAUUGGUUACUCACUUUACCGACAUCUUGUUCCUGCUGGAAGUCCGUACACUCGUGUCUUGCAAGUCAGCAUAGCUGCUUUCAGGAAGAGAAAGACUACGAUUUCUGAUUCAAACUUGUUGUAUUCGAAUCAAGAACUUGAUGCCUCACUUUCCAAAGAUGGAAUGCUUCUUCAUUCUGAACAAUUUAAAUUUUUAGACAAGGCAGCUAUUGUGACUGAAGACGACAAGCUCAAAUCAUGCGAAAAACCAAAUUUAUGGAGACUUAACACUGUUCACAGAGUUGAAGAGUUAAAAUCUGUGAUCAGAUUGUUACCCAUAGGAGCAGCUGGAAUUCUAUUUGCCACGGCUGAUGCCCAACAAAACACGUUCUCAAUUCAGCAAGCCAAUACCAUGGACAAGCACCUAGGAAAGGGUAAUUUCCAAAUACCCUCAGCUUCCAUGUCCAUCUUUGCCACAUCCUCUAUGCUCAUUACAAUAGCUUUUUACGACCGGCUACUCGUUCCUAUCGCACGCAAAUUCACGGGUCUUGACCGGGGCAUAUCCUAUUUGCACCGGAUGGGGAUUGGUCUAUUCAUUUCAAUACUCUCAACUCUAGUUGCUGGGUUCAUUGAGGUGAAGCGAAAAGAUGUAGCAUCAGCUAAUGGGCUAAUUGAUACCACCAAAUCUAUAAUUCCCAUUUCAGUUUUUUGGCUUGUGCCACAAUAUAGCCUUCAUGGCAUUGCUGAGGCUUUCAAGGCAAUUGGUCACCUCGAAUUUUUCUAUGACCAAGCACCUGAGAGCAUGAGGAGCACAGCUACUGCUUUGUAUUGGACAGCAGUAGCUACUGGGAACUAUACAAGCACACUUUUGGUUACGCUGGUGCACAAGUAUACCCACUGGCUACCUAAUAAGAAUUUGAAUAAGGGGAAAUUGCAGUACUUUUACUGGUUGAUCACUGGUUUGCAAGUCCUGAAUUUCAUAUACUAUUUGGUAUGUGCUAAAUUUUAUAAUUUCAAGCCUCUUCAUUGCCAGAAAAGAGAUCAAGAACAUGGUGACUUGAAUGGAGAAGAAAUGGAGCUUGCAAAAAUGGUUUAGUCAAUUACCCUGUUGUUAGUUCUUUGUAAAGGCAAAUCUCUCUCUGGUUUUCUAUCUGGUUGACCUCUCUUAAUCUGAUUGUACGAUAAGAACAGAAUCAG